CGCCCUACCACGGUUACGUUGAUGGCGAAUCGAUGGUUUACAAUCGCCCGCCUGGAUACUGCAUGAAGACAGUGUUGUUAUUCUUCAUCGCUGUUGUGGUCAUGCUGAUGGGCCUUCUUGGUGGCUACACCCUGUAUCGCACAUAUUUACCUACUGCUUCGAAUUUACACUACCAUGCACUUUGCGAUAUUCCAUACAUGCCGACUGGAAAUUUAAGUGUGCCACGUCUGUACGAACAAAACGAUGAAUUGGACUGGCGUAAUCUGUUCUCACAUCUUACAAAGUUCAAUGGUUACAAUGCGUUGGAUGAUGAUUAUUUCCGUGAAGAAAUCGAGUUGGAUAUGAGCGAUAAUGAAAGCUACGCUAAGAUUGAUGUGCCCGAUUUUAAGAAUGGCCGUCGAGGACGUUUUAUGCAUGAUUUCAAGGAAAAUCAGUCGGCGAUCAUUGAUACUACAGCAAACCGUUGUUACAUUAUGCCACUGGAUCGCGGCACAACAUUACCACCGAAGAGUUUUGUCGAUUUAAUGCAAAAGAUGGGUUCGGGCUAUUACAACAUAGAUACUGAUCGCGUUCGUCGCAACAUGCGUGUUGUCACGCCCUCUAUUACUGAUCUUUCAACGAUCUCUGAGCGAAUCGCUAACGAAUGUUAUGACAUGAAAGUUUUUAUGCUUGAAAACUACGUGUCCGGAGGUUGGUAUAGACUGUAUUUACUAAAAUCUAGGUAUUGUAUCGAGUGACCGUAGUGAGUUUAAUUUAAAAAAACAUUCACCUGCGGAGAGGUUCUGUAACGAUUUAACGGACAUUUUUGGAUCACUAUCGCGACUGGUUGAUAUUAAUACUCG
Molecule: messenger RNA, 842 nt
Organism: Rhagoletis pomonella (apple maggot)
Lineage: Eukaryota; Metazoa; Arthropoda; Insecta; Diptera; Tephritidae
Product: integral membrane protein 2A-like
Exons: 1
Coding region: 33-737 (234 amino acids)
Biological process (GO): negative regulation of amyloid precursor protein biosynthetic process
Cellular component (GO): plasma membrane; Golgi apparatus; extracellular exosome
Molecular function (GO): amyloid-beta binding
Source: RefSeq, a predicted model, not a curated record